Molecule: messenger RNA, 438 nt
Organism: Phytophthora sojae
Lineage: Eukaryota; Oomycota; Peronosporomycetes; Peronosporales; Peronosporaceae
Exons: 1
Molecular function (GO): kinase activity
Source: RefSeq, a predicted model, not a curated record
AUGACGGUGCAAGUGGACCGCGACGGCGUCAACUGCCAGCGCGUGUCGCUCUUCCGCAAGAAGACCAAGGAGAUCCAGAUCGCCAAGGACGACCUGCUCGCCGCGGCCCUCACGCCCGGCAGCAAGACCAGCGUGGAAUUGCACUUCAUGCUGCCGGGCAACGGCAAGGAGCACCGCCGACUCAUGCGCCGCUACCGCACGUUGACUCUGCGGUUCGGUGACGAGGAGACAGCUGCCAAGUUGGUGACAUCGCUACAAACUUUCAUCAAGUGGAUGGCCCGUGUACCCGAGAAUGUGACACGCCGCAUCAAGGUGGUGGUGAACCCGCACUCCGGCCGCCGUCGUGGACGCAAGGUCUGGGAGCACUGGAGGCCGCUGCUGGAGUUCGCCGACAUCCAGUGCGAUGUGGAGGAGACGCAGUACAGCGGCCACGCCCGC